Messenger RNA from Ricinus communis (castor bean), 2183 nucleotides. Its product is annotated as FHA domain-containing protein At4g14490. The transcript has 2 exons. Lineage: Eukaryota; Viridiplantae; Streptophyta; Magnoliopsida; Malpighiales; Euphorbiaceae. Bases 244 to 1611 code for a protein of 455 amino acids. Gene Ontology annotation, molecular function: protein binding; mRNA binding. The record is from RefSeq and is a predicted model, not a curated record.
UUAAAAUUAAAUAAAUAUAAUGUUAAUUGAUUCAUGCCAUUAAACAAACUUUGGAAAGAAUUAAAAAAAAAAAAAAAAAAAAGAGCUUUCUAAUAUGGAACUUAACGGUAGUUUGGGUAUUUGGUUACAUUUAAAAAGACACACAAAAAGUCACUUGUCUCUCACAAUUUCAAAUUUUCUUGCACUUUCUUUCAUUUUCCCACAUUUUCUCAUCAGGGAAAUAUUAGCACCUCAAUCUCUGAAAUGGAACAUCAAUCUCUAAAACUAGAAAUCCUGCAGGGCCCAAGAAAAGGCGAAAUCUUUGAAUUCCCUUCAAAAUCCACUGUCAAAAUCGGCCGAGUAGUCCGAGGCAACAAUCUUACAAUUAAGGACGACGGCAUCUCGUCAAAACACCUAGUAAUCGGACCCGAAUCUCCAUCUUCGGGUAAAUGUAUAGUCCAAGACUUGGAUUCUUCAAAUGGUACCACUCUCAAUUCCUCAACUCUCCCUCCUUUCACAUCCUUCGUCCUCCACGACGGCGACACCCUGAAACUCGGCGGGGAGACUUCGAUACUGGUUCAGUUUCAAGAAUCUGAGGAGCCGUCUCAGCUGAGGCGCUAUCCGAAGAGAAAAGUCAAAGAAUCGGUGAUUAGAGCAACUGAUGAGGAGACAGAGAAUAAAGUUAGAAGAGGGAGGCCGAGAAAAGCUAAGGUUUCGGAUGAUAAAGAAUUGGAGGAUGUGGAGAAAUUCAAUGUAAGGGUUACACGAAAUAGAAAAAAUGAGGAUAGAAAAGAUUCAGAACCAAUUGUGGUAAUUAACAUUGAAGAGGAGGAGGAGAGGGAAUCCGAGCAACAGAAUGUUAUUAUGGAGAAACAACCGAGAAGAGGUAGGCCGGUAAAAGCUAGGGUUUCAGAGGAUAAGCAAUUAGAAAAUGUGGGCCCCAAGGGGGAGGAUUUGGAGAGGAAGAAGGUAAAUUCUAGGGUUACAAGAAAGAGAAAGAACAAUGAUUGUGCUUUGGCGAAUUUGGAUGGUAAAAUGUUGAGUAGGGGGAGGGGAAGUAGAAAGAAUAUACAGGAAGUGCCAGUGGAGAAUCUGGAUUUAGGAUUGAAUUCAAGAGAAGAUGUGAAAGAACAGAUCAGUGAAGCCGAUAAUAGCGGAGAUCAGGAGGAGGAGAAGAAAGAGGGGUUGGAUUUGAGAGAAGAGUUGAACAAACAGGUUAGUGAAGUUAGCAUUAGUGGAGAUGAGGAGGAGGAAAAGAAAGAGGGGUUGGAUGCAGAAAUAGAGUGUGAAGGUGUUGGAAUUGGGAUUGUCAAAGAAAGUGUGGACUUUGGCUGGGAUUUGAAUGAAGUUGGUAUUAGCAGAGAUGAGGAAAAGGAACGUGAAAAUGGGAGUAGAAUCAAAGAGAGUAAUGGUAAGGUACAAGUUAGUGAGAGUGAAAAUUUGGGGAAAGAGAAGGUAAGAGUGGAUAUGAAGAGGAUAACUUUAGGACAGUGGUUUGAUCAUAUGGAGUAUUCACAUAAGCAGACAAGUCAGGCUAUUGAGGAGAUUAUUCAAGGAAUGAGAAUGAAAGCAGUGCAAGUUAAAAAACACAUAAUUGAGCAGAAGAAAGCUAAGGCUAUGGCUAUUGGUUAGAGAAGCAAUGACUUUGAAAAUCUAAGGUUGUAAGGUUGCAUGAAAGAGGGGUCAGCCAUCAUAUAUGAGGAGGCUAUAAUGUAAAGUACAUAGUAGGAUGACAUAAAGAUGAAACAGCUGUAGAAAUGAGUGGUGCUGCUAAAGAACAAAGUAGAGUCGACCUGGAAUCUUAUACUAUGUUAAUAGUUGACUUCUUUAUGUGCUUUUCACUAUUUGAUGGUUAGAGUUGCUGCAGCCGCAAGAUGUAUGGUGUUGUUUGGCUCCGCCUUUCUUUUAACAGGGCAUUGUAUCUCCUACGACUCUGCUCCUGGAUGGAAAUGUUGGCAAGAUUCUGAUUACUUGGUGAAUGGAGAUUCUUGUGUCUACUUAUGUUUUUCCAUCAUCAAGUUUUCUAACUGUGUUUUUUAUUUACACAUCACAGUAUAUUCGCUCAUUCUUUUAUUCCUCUACAUGUGAGUUUUCAGCUGCGGCUGAUCAAAACAAUCCGAAAUUAGACCAGGAUACAAGUUCUCCUCCAUCUUGGAUGUUUACAAGCUUUAUAUUGUGGUUAUCUCGAGCAUCAUGACUUGAAA